Messenger RNA from Schistocerca americana (American grasshopper), 1875 nucleotides. RefSeq names its product actin-like protein 6B (gene Bap55). The transcript is spliced from 4 exons. The coding region runs from base 368 to 1693 and encodes 441 amino acids. Gene Ontology annotation, biological process: regulation of transcription by RNA polymerase II; nervous system development. The record is from RefSeq and is a predicted model, not a curated record. Gene Ontology annotation, molecular function: chromatin binding. Lineage: Eukaryota; Metazoa; Arthropoda; Insecta; Orthoptera; Acrididae. Gene Ontology annotation, cellular component: SWI/SNF complex; NuA4 histone acetyltransferase complex.
CACGAAACAACAUCUCUUCAUCGGGAAAUAGAAUGUGAUAUUAGAGGCGGGCGUGCGUGGACUGAAGUGUCUGCGUAACGGCUUUGAUUUGUGUAUUGCGAGGCACGAUGUUUAGCUCUCCCCGAUGUUUGUGUUAACCUAUCUAUUAGUAAACUGAAGGUGUGAAGUGUAGUGCGUUAUUGGAAGUGAGUUCUUGAAAUGUGAAUAAGUGUUGUCAAUAUGAUGUUGCAUUGUGUACUACACAACUAACUUCUAAGACGCGAAAAUCGAAUCUUACGGAGGUUUAUUCACAGAAUUACGAUACUCAUUCUGCAAAGCGCGCCAAGAGAAACUUCUCCGAUUCCCAGUUUAUAUUCCAACUGUCGCCAUGAGUUCAGGAAUGUUAUAUGGGGGCGAUGAAAUAGGAGCAUUGGUCUUUGAUAUUGGCCAUUAUUCUCUCCGUGUUGGGUACGCACAAGAAGAUACACCGAAAGCCGAGAUUCCAGCCGCUGUCGGUAUAGUGAAAGAUGGGAAUCAAACAGCAUCAGUUAAUACAGAAUCGAUGGAAACAGAAGACAAGAAAGUCGAUCCCCAAAACAUAACUUCAUCAAACAAAUAUUACAUCGAUACGAACUACUUACAUGUUGUUCGGCCCGGAAUGGAAGUUGCUACUUACAUGAAAGAUUGUAUGAUCGAUGACUGGGAUUUAUUCGAGCAAGUUCUGGAUUAUACGUACGCAAAAUGCAUACAGUCCGAGUCUGAAUAUCAUCCAGUAUUAAUGUCAGAGGCACCAUGGAACGUGCGAGCAAAACGUGAAAGACUGACAGAAUUAAUGUUUGAGAAGUAUAACGUGCCUGCAUUUUUUCUGGUGAAAAAUGCAGUGCUAGCCGCAUUUGCCAAUGGGAGAGCGACGGGCAUUGUCAUAGACAGUGGAGCAACGCACACCUCUGCUGUACCAGUGCAAGAUGGUUUUGUCUUGACUCAAGCCAUUGUAAAAUCUCCUCUGGGUGGAGAUUAUAUUAGUAUGCAGUGUAAAAAUUUUUUGCAGGAAAGUGGCAUAGAAAUUGUCCCUCCAUAUAUGAUUGGCUCCAAAGAGGUUGUCAAAGAAAGGGAGAAGGCACGCUGGGUAAAAAAACGAAACCUACCAGAAGUAACGCCUUCAUGGCAUAAUUACAUGACAAAGAAAGUUGUCCAGGAUUUUCAAGCUAGUGUAUUGCAAGUGUCGGAAACUCCAUAUGAUGAGAAAACUGUAUCUUCCAUACCGGCUGUUCACUAUGAGUUCCCAGAUGGGUACCAUCAGGAUUUUGGUGGAGAAAGAUUUCGCAUCCCAGAAGCAUUGUUUGAUCCAAGUGUGGUACAAACUAGGGGUGGCUUGGUUGGCCACACCAUGUUAGGAGUUGCCCACAUUGUUACGACAAGCAUGGGAAUGUGUGAUGUCGAUGUAAGGCCUGCAUUAUAUGGAAGCGUGGUUGUAACUGGUGGAAAUUCACUUCUGCAGGGUUUCUCAGAAAGACUGAACCGUGAUCUUUCACUUCGCAUUCCUUCUAGCAUGCGCCUAAAAAUGAUCACAGCAAGUGGUACUGCUGAACGGCGUUUUGGAGCUUGGAUUGGAGGCUCAAUUCUUGCUUCUAUUGGUACAUUCCAGCAGAUGUGGAUGUCAGCACAGGAAUAUGAAGAAGGUGGCAAAGGGCAGGUGGAACGGAAAUGCCCAUAGACUUUUUCACUGUAGCUUAUAUUGUAUAACAUGAGGAGUACAAAUAAUUUACAAGUGUGCCUGCAUUCUUGUAUGUGAAAACAUUUCAUUUCAUAUAUGCUUGUCUUUGUACAUGCUUAAACUUUUAUGUUACUCACUGAACGAGAUUUGAUAAUUUCCAAGUAUUAAAAUCUUAAAUCAGU